AUGGCCGCCUCUCUCCUGCUUCUGUUCCUCCUCCUCCCCAGGGUCUUCGCCCUGCCUGCUCGACUCCGCCGGGAUGGACCUCCCCUGCCCACCGACGACCCGUUCUAUGUGCCUCCAGCAGGCUUCGAAUCCUCGCCCCCUGGCACGAUCCUGCGCUACCGGACCCCCCCGUAUCCCAUCGCUGCGUUUGGCGCGGACCCUGUCAACAUCGCCGCCGCCUAUCAGAUCCUCUACCGGACAACCGACUCCUUCGGCGAUGCCAUUGCGACGGUGUCGACCAUCCUGAUCCCCCACAAUGCCGACAACACCAAGCUGCUCUCUUACCAGGUGGCCGAAGAUGCCGCGGACCCCAACUGCGCCCCCUCGUACGCAUUCCAGUUCGAGUCUGCCACCGGCGGCCCGCUCGGCCUGCUGAUGCCCCAGCUCGAGCUGCACCUCAUCGAGACGGCCCUGUACAACGGCUGGAUCGUCACCGUGCCGGACUUCCUCGGCCCCAAGGCCGCCUUCCUGGCCAACAACCUGGCCGGGCAUGCCGUGCUGGACAACAUCCGCGCGGCGCUGGCGUCCUCGAACUUCACCAACAUCUCGUCCGACGCGACUAUCACGCUCUGGGGGUACUCCGGGGGCAGUCUGGCGAGCGGGUUCGCCGCCGAGCUGCAGCCGUCGUACGCGCCGGAGCUGAAGAUCGCCGGAGCUGCGCUGGGAGGGACGGUGCCUCAGAUCCUGCCCGUCAUCGACGCGGUCAACAAGGGCCCCUUCACGGGGCUGAUCCCGUCGGGCAUCAUGGGGCUGGCCAACGAGUACGACGAGAUCGACCAGCUGAUCGACGAGAAGAUCCUGCCGUCGAAAAAGGCCGAUCUGGAGCAGGCGCGCAGCAUGUGUCUCGUCGGCGACGCGGAGAAGUAUUUCGGUCAGGACGUGUACAGCUACACGACCGAUCCGAACAUCUUCACGGAGGAGACGGCCACGACGGUCAUGAGCGCCAACGACAUGGGCCAGCAUGUGCCCACGAUCCCGCUGUUGAUCUACAAGUCUGCCGGCGACGAGAUCAGCCCCGUCAACAACACCGACAGUCUGGUGGCGUACUACUGCGCGGCGGGCGCGAAUGUCGAGUACAAGCGGGAUGAGUUUUCGGAACACGCGACCAUGGCGAUCAUCGGGGCGCCGGAUGCGCUGAUCUGGCUGAGCGAUCGCAUGCGAGGCGUGCCUGUGACGCCGGGGUGUACGACGACGACCGAGUUUACCAGUCUGGCGGACCCGGGGGCUCUUGCGGUGCUGGGGGAGAGUCUGGUCGAGAUUCUGCUGAGUUUGUUGCAGGCGCCAGUUGGGCCGAUCAUGAUUGGCUGA
Messenger RNA from Rasamsonia emersonii CBS 393.64, 1347 nucleotides. RefSeq names its product Secretory lipase. Lineage: Eukaryota; Fungi; Ascomycota; Eurotiomycetes; Eurotiales; Trichocomaceae. Gene Ontology annotation, biological process: lipid catabolic process. Gene Ontology annotation, molecular function: triacylglycerol lipase activity. The transcript has a single exon. The record is from RefSeq and is a predicted model, not a curated record. Bases 1 to 1347 code for a protein of 448 amino acids.